This is a messenger RNA of Pocillopora verrucosa, 2281 nucleotides long. RefSeq lists its product as uncharacterized. NCBI's taxonomy places the organism in Eukaryota, Metazoa, Cnidaria, Anthozoa, Scleractinia, Pocilloporidae. The record is from RefSeq and is a predicted model, not a curated record.
AUUUCAAGAUGGCUGACGAAAACGCAUGGGAACCAUUAGUUGAGACUUUGACAAAGUCCUUUUCGAAUUUAUCACCGCAGAUUUUACCUGGAAUGCAUGGCGCGAAAAAGGUCUUACAAGCUCUUCAGUCUGGUUUGAACGAUCCUCGUGAAAGCAGGGCGGAAUUAGAGAUCCAUUGUAAAUGGUGUGGCAAAGUAGUUUCCAAGGACAGUGAGACUUUGGACAUCCCACAGGAUUCUGUGAAAACUGUGGAAAGAAUACUAACUUGGCAUAUAGAUUGGACUAAAAGGAUUCUGAAGAUUAAAGGGGCAGAGUUUUGUUGUCAAGAUUGUCAUUUGCUGUUGAACCUUGCAAAGCUACUGAAUUUCCUGUUGUCUUCAGAUAACUCUUCAGACAGUGCAAAGCUGUAUUCUUUGGCCUCCCACUUCUGUCAAAUAAAUGGACACACAUCUCAGUCAGGAGAAGACGACAUCAUGUUACUUCAACAAGCUGUAUCUGUUGUUCACUCUCUCCAUGUGCUAACAAAAAACAUGCCGGAUUUGCAAAUUCAAGGACCAGAUGGCAAAAGCGUCACAUUGGACACUGUUUGUGACGUGUUAAACCAUUUUUCUCCACGUUUGAUGUCAAGCUCUUCCCCAAGGUCUGCAUCAAAAACAAAACAGAAGAGGAUAAAAGCGAAAAGGUUAAACGACGAUCUUAACAUCACCAAGAAAUUAGAUUCCUCGAUGACUGAGCUUAAAACGAAUUCUAUAAAGAAGAAAAAGAUGGGAGUGGCUUCUGAACCUCAUGUUAAUGGAAAUCACACCAGCGAUGAUGAAGGCGCGGUUGAGGAUGAUCAUGCCAAGGAAACAUUUGAGGGCUCAGCAAAAAGAAAGCAUCUUAUUGUAUCCGGAAAGAGGAAGAAAGGUACAGCUGGGAAAGUGAAACUCGGGAAAAAGAGGAGGUGACUUUCCGCCAUUAAACUUAAUUGAAAAGACAUUACGGCCGGUUCGUGAAAUGCGAUCAAGUUAACCGUAUUAUUGACGUAUAGUCUGUUUUUGGAUGAUCUCCACCCCAGCUCCCGAAGUUGUAAUCGCCCAAUCAAGAAUAACUCUAGCUUGCGAACAGGCACUCAUUAUUAGCGCUGCGGAACGAGCGGGAUCUGGCCUUCAGUAUCGUUCCCAGACCCCCCUGCGGACAUUUUCGGACAAAUUGAUGACCCUUAGAGAUGUAAUUUGGCACAGGCUUCCGACAUGAUUACGUUUUCUUAUUUCCAUUCAGUACUGCAAUGUAUAUUAGGUUCGUUAAAAGCAAGACAAAUUAGUCAAGUUGUAUCAGAUUCCUGUACGUUUACUGGAAAGAUAAAAGAAUAAUUAUUAGUUCUCUGCGGCUCUAACUUUUUAAGAGGACUACCUAACUUGCCCACACACGAUUUUUUUUUAUAAAAACAUCGAUAAAACAGUUUUUUAAAGUGUAUUUCGAAUUAUUGGACUACGAGCAGUCUCUCCUUUGCAACAAAGUCCGUCGCUCAAAUCAAAAAAAUAUUUAAUGAAAAAAAUAUUGAUAUUAGUGGGCCGCGGGGAGCUCCGGAAGUGAGGCGCUUGCACAACGGACUUCGCCGAAAGGGAGGGGCAGCUUGCAGUCUAAAUGCAUAUGUUUGCUCUCGACAAGUUUGCGUAUUUAAGAAUGUCUUUAUUACCAAGAGUAAACACUUUUGAAACAGAUAGAAGCAGAAAGAGAUUAAACAGAAAAGAUAUAAGAAAAACAGAACUAGAAAAAUUGACCCAGUUUUCUGCCAUCAUAAUGCUUUUGAAAAAGUGUGAAAUGAGCCACUUCUCAGUGAAUUGCUCGAGAAGUUUUUCCCUUGUGGAACCUCUUAAAAGUUACAUGCGGAAGGGCCAAGAUAAUACUAAAUUCUACUAUUUUCAAGCGUUGUAGAGAUUGAAGGUUGCUAAAACCAAUUUUAUAUCACAAAGGACAAACAGGAUGUAGUAUUAACGACUGAUGAAGUUUACUGAUAGACUGCUAAAGAGUCGUAAUUGUAAGGAUUGUUCACAAUCUUUGUCGCUUUGCGACCAAGAUAUGCUACUCCAACCAGCGCCAUGAUGGAAGCUACUGUUAGCACCACUAGAACAAUGUUUGUUGCACUAGGAGCCACAGACGUACCUGAAACAAGAAAAUCCAAUGAAAAUGAAAAUUAUUAUUUGAAGCCCUAUGCUCGCUGACUGCUACUUCGAGUUCAGCAUAUGUGGGCGUCAACUCCCCGUCAUUAUUCUUCCACUCAUAUCGUUGGGAAGAAAAA